AUGGCCCCGCUGCAGGGGCCGGCCCGGGGUGGCCCAGGCCAUAAAACCCGGCCCGGGCUGGGGCUCGGCUCAGCCCAGCGUGCCCCUGCAGCCACCAUGGUGCACUGGUCGGCCGAGGAGAAGCAGCUCAUCAGCGGCGUGUGGGCCAAGGUCAAUGUGGAGGAAUGCGGCGCCGAGGCCCUGGCCAGGCUGCUGAUCGUCUACCCCUGGACCCAGAGGUUCUUCUCUGACUUCGGCAACCUGUCCAGCCCCACGGCCAUCGUCGGCAACCCCAAGGUGCGUGCCCACGGCAAGAAGGUGCUGACCUCCUUCGGGGAGGCCAUCAAGAACCUGGACAACCUCAAGGGCACCUACUCCAAGCUGUCCGAGCUGCACUGUGACAAGCUGCACGUGGACCCCGAGAACUUCAGGCUCCUUGGGGACAUCCUGGUCAUCGUCCUGGCGUCCCACCUGGGCAGGGAUUUCAGCCCUGUGUGCCAGGCUGCCUGGCAGAAGCUCGUGGGUGUGGUGGCCCACGCCCUGGCCCACAAGUACCACUGA
This is a messenger RNA of Melozone crissalis (California towhee), 540 nucleotides long. Its product is annotated as hemoglobin subunit epsilon-like. The record is from RefSeq and is a predicted model, not a curated record. Gene Ontology annotation, biological process: hydrogen peroxide catabolic process; oxygen transport. NCBI's taxonomy places the organism in Eukaryota, Metazoa, Chordata, Aves, Passeriformes, Passerellidae. Gene Ontology annotation, cellular component: hemoglobin complex; blood microparticle; haptoglobin-hemoglobin complex. Gene Ontology annotation, molecular function: oxygen binding; peroxidase activity; organic acid binding.